AUGUCGUUCAACAUCGAACCCCCUCCAGUAACUUGUUUUCUCUAUGGUUCCUCAGCCGUUUCUGGAAUCCGUCCAGAUCUAGAGACGGUUUUCAGAUCUGGCGGUGUUUGGGUCAGUACCGUCCUGGUAUUAUGUGAUCAUAAAAUGAACAAAUACUUGGCGUUAGCAAUAGCAGCAAGUUUUUGUUUGGCAAUGGUGGGAUUAAAACAUGUUAGCGACGCUCAUGUGGACCGUACCAGAGUGAAAGAGAAGGGUGAAGCACAAAAGUGGGCCAAAAAUGAAAGAGCAGCCCUAGCUGCACAGAGGGCAGUGGGACUUGUGAACCUUGCUGCUGAAAAGGCGCAGAGAGCAUUGGUUGAGGCUGCGGGGAAAGAGGGUAUUGAAACGCUGGUGGAGAUGGUGAAGGCUGUGGCAGAAGCUAUUGAGAGUGCGGCGACGGAAGUCAAGGAAACAAAGGAUUUGGUUGGGAAGGGUAAAGACAGAACUAUGUGCUGGUGGCCAACAGGAAGGCAUGACAAGCUUGUCAGUAUCGAUGAGCAAAAUCUCUUCCUCUGGAGCUUAGAUACUUCAAAAAAAAAAAAAAACUGCUCAGGAAGACUAAUUCAGUUGAGCGUGCCUAUGCCCGUGUCGACCAUGACACAAAAAAAGGAUUCGGAAAACCCGGCCAAGUGUCAUUUAGUAAUGCAAGCCGAGUGGAUGAGAAAUUGCCCACAUAAGUUAGCAGCAGUUGUGUCAUUACUUGAAGAUUGCCGUCAUCCCGAAGGGUUGCCUUUCCCUUCUAGUACGAAAUCAUCAGUGCUGGCUGAAAUUUCUCAGAUUGCUGGAACUGACUCAGCUGUAAAUUUAUGGUUGGCUUCUCUACCAAGCAAUGAAUUGUCUGACCUAUUGCAUCUUCUGACUCUUUGCAGCUCUGUUGCUGAACUUUCAUGUUUUGCUUUUGUUCAGGUCUUACUUGGAGUUCUCGUGAACCAUGGAUAUUUGCUCAUUGUCUUAUGA
Molecule: messenger RNA, 996 nt
Organism: Striga asiatica
Lineage: Eukaryota; Viridiplantae; Streptophyta; Magnoliopsida; Lamiales; Orobanchaceae
Source: the annotation of a GenBank genome assembly